Punica granatum (pomegranate) is the source of this 1537-nucleotide messenger RNA. The record is from RefSeq and is a predicted model, not a curated record. Lineage: Eukaryota; Viridiplantae; Streptophyta; Magnoliopsida; Myrtales; Lythraceae.
UCGUUUCAGUGGAGCAAGAGAAGGGCUUCAUUCUCUCUCUCUCUCUCUUCCCGCCAAUCUCUGAGCAAACACAACUCGAUAGAAACCCUAGUAGCUGCCUGCAAUCAAUCUCCACCGCCAUCCCCCCGAAUCGAGUUUACUGAGAAAGAGUGUGAGAGAGAGUGAGAGGCUGCCUACUAUGGCCUUCAAGCAUGUAUUGACCGCAGCCCGUCGGUCCGGCUGCACUCUUUCGUCCUCUUAUCUUUACCGGACCGUCCGAUCCGCAUCCACCUCCCCGGCUGCUGCCACUUCGGUCGCCUCGCCCUCUGCUCCGCCCCACAAUGCCAUGAUAUAUGACGGCCUGGCCGAGGCAGUGAAGUCCAAGCUGGAGAAGCAGCUCGAGAACCUGGAUCCGAGGUUCCUCAAGUACGGCUCCCCCCAUCCCACCCUCGUGGACCACACCCGUAUCCUCUCCGCCCCAGAGACCCGCGUCACCACCACCCUCCCCAAUGGUCUCGGUGUGGCAACCGAGUCGAACUUUGCUGCCCGCUCAGCAACUGUUGGUGUCUGGAUCGAUGCUGGCUCUCGUUUUGAGACCACCGAUGACACCAAUGGCACUGCUCACUUUCUCAAGCACAUGAUCUUCAAAGGUACUGACCGGAGAAUGGCAAGGGAACUAGAGGAGGAAAUAGAGGACACGGGAAGUCAUAUGAAUGCUUACACUUCGAGGGAGCAGACAACUUAUUAUGCCAAAGCGAUGGACAAGGAUGUGAACAAGGCGCUUGAUAUUUUGGCCGAUAUCUUGCAGAACUCCAGGUUCGAUGAGAAUCGCAUUAACCGCGAGUGCGAUGUCAUUAUCCGUGAAAUGGAGGAGGUUGAAGGACAGACUGAAGAGCAAAUAAAAUCGGGAAGAAGGACAAAGCAAAUAGCAAUGCCUACAUUAAAUCAAUUGAUACGUCAUGGUAGAGAAGAAAAACGGCGUUCGGACCGCACUCGAGCUUUAGAUCAAUGUCCCCAGAAGCAAGGAGUAUGCCUGCGUAUUUCAACGAGAACACCGAAGAAACCAAAUUCAGCUCUACGUAAGAUAGCCAAAGUACGAUUGAGCAAUCGAAAUGAUGUAUUUGCUUACAUUCCAGGCGAAGGUCAUAAUUUGCAGGAGCAUUCGAUGGUCUUAGUAAGAGGAGGUAGAGUGAAAGAUUUGCCUGGUGUGAAAUUCCAUUGUAUUCGAGGAGUCAAGGAUUUGCUGGGAAUUCCGGAUCGAAGAAGAGGCAGAUCAAAAUAUGGUGCGGAAAAACCCAAAUCGACAUGAAUGGAAGAUGCCUGUGGAACUUGUUUUUCUCGGGUCUAUAUUAAUAGAGCUCGACUGAAAGGAAUAUGCCCCCACUUUAAGUUACUAUUUUUGUGUGGUCUCAUCUGCUAAUGGAGUCUUGUGUAAAGAUAAGAAUCUAAUUUUCAGCAAGCAUGAGGGAGCUCGCUGCGAGUACUGGACACGUUUUAUCGUGUUUUGUGGAUCGUUGUUUCGAUUGCAAUAAAUAUGCUGCUGCUUUCGCUGCUCAUA